AUGUCAACCUACGGCCAUAAUUCACGCCAUCGUGGUUCUGCGAUCUGUGCUGAAAACACAUCACCAAACACUUCAAGUAACAACUCGCAUCCUCGGCCGUAUAGUCAUGGGCAAGCUGAACAGUUACGCCGAUCAAGGGAGUCGACUACCUUCGCUCUAAUUGACAAUCAAUUAUCGAAGCCGCCGUUAAAUCAAGUUAGGGAUUUGUACCUGCAAAAUCGUGGCAGUGUGAAUUCUUCGAAUUCUGGGCCCACGAGGACAACAAAGAAAGCUAACCUUUCUGCGGUUCAUACUAUUGUACGCUUUCGCAUUAAGGAGUAUCUUUAUCCACUUCUUGCACAUUAUCGUCGAAUGCUUGAUACUCUUUUUGCCAGAAUCUACCCUAACUACACACCCAGCAUGCGUGAUUCAUUGGCUUCCCAAAUCCUUGGACAAUCUCAACUCCCUUGUUCCCUCUCUUGCGAAUUUUGUGAGCGCUUCAAAUUUCAAUUAGAUCGUCACGUAUCCUGCCGGAAGAUGAUGCUUAACAAAGCUGCCUUGCCGUCUAAGCUAUCAUCAGCAAAGCCCUCAGCAGGUUACUACAACUCGCUUAACGGUGACUGUUAUGAUGGUAGUGCUAAUUCUUGUCCUAUUAGCCCCAACGAAUCAGUCAGUCGCAGCCGCCGUUACACUCUACCGCCACCAAUUCAGCCGAGCACCGCUUCAACUCCCUUGACCUCUGCUACCGCCGCCACUUCAGCAAAGUCCUGUUUUGUCAAGCCAGAAUGUUCCAUUGACGCCAGUUCCUUGUCCUCUCCGUCUUCCCCUAGAUUAAACUCGGAAGCCUUAGACCACAAUUCCGAAUCUGAACUAUUAGACGACUUGCAAAGUGUCGUCGAUGAUGGAACACCCCUUGCUUUCCAUUCAUCGCAACGCAUGUUAAACGACAGCUCAGAUGUCAAGCGUACUCGCGUGGACAGUGCUACUUUGCGUUGGCAUGACUUGUUCGAUAUUCCCUUUAACGUGGACUUCAACUCCAUGGACGAUGACAACUCCUUGGAUCUGCACAGUAUCUUAAAUGCCAACUCAGAUCUUAAAAUUGAGUCUUUCCCUGAUGACACGUCGACAUUUCCCGCAUGUGAUGACGUUGAAGGUCUGUCCAAGUUCUCUUUAUUGGAAAACCUCGCACGGAUUGACGAAGGUGAUUCAAGCAUCAGUUUGAAACCAGAACACCUAUCUCCUCCUCAAACUCCACCUCGUUCAUUUCCUUGCGGCGGUGGUCUUGCCCAGUUAUGCAUAGAGGGAUUUACACCCGGGUUUAUAUCGCGGAAGGUUCGCUCGAUGCCUCUUACAGACGGUCGACUGUCGGUGUUUAAGAUUCGGCGUCGGAAAUGGGUUGGUGGUUUGGGUCUUGUGUCUACUGGAACGCUCUCUAAAUGCCCAACAAGGUUUUUGCUAAAUAUGGGUGUCACUCAGCUGUGGGAAGCAUUUGCUAACUUUUUAACCGCUAGGUCUAUCAAGUUCGCGGAUUUCCAGUCUAACUUAACGAAGGACGAAUGGUUCGGGAUUUGCGAGGAUCUUCGAUACGACGCCAAAAACCCGACAGACCUGGUCGGGGGGGAAUUGAUUCGCCUGCAGCUUUGGGGUAAGGAGCGUAGCCCGCUUUGCCAAGACGCUGGGUUAAAAUGCGGCCAAAAUUUAGCAAUUUGUGUGAAUUACAUUCAUCCUCUUUAUCAGUCCGUGGGACUCCAUCUAAUUACCGUGCCGUGUGAUGCUCGAUGUUUACACGAGCGAGGCGAGCCUUGCGUCUCGAAUUUGGAGGAGAAGGAGGAGGAGGAGGAGGAGGAUGGGAGAACAGACUAA
This is a messenger RNA of Mesocestoides corti, 1842 nucleotides long. The record is from the annotation of a GenBank genome assembly. Lineage: Eukaryota; Metazoa; Platyhelminthes; Cestoda; Cyclophyllidea; Mesocestoididae.